UUUCGCCGCGAUGUGAUUUCCGCGGGCGCGAAUGAUCUGUGCGGAUUAUAUAAGUUGAUAAAGGUUCACGUACCUUGUUGAAAAUCCUUCUCAACCGCCAGCCAACGGGACCCCACGGAUCCCUAGGCGGUCUAGUAGGGUCCAGAUAUUUUGUUUUGUUUUUAUGUGCGGUGGCUUAGUCUGCAUUUAAGUGGCUUAGUUUUGAGGCCUUGGCGAAUCGCUUGAUGUGAAAGUGCCAGAGGAAAGUGUUUCGUCUUCGUCGUAGUCGUCGCUCGGCUGUGGAUGCUUCUUCUCCUUCUCCUCCAGGUUUUCUGGCUUUUCGCAAUGCCGGCCGACCAAAUUCAAUACUCAGAGAAGUACUUCGACGACAAAUUUGAAUACAGGCAUGUUAUCCUGCCACCGGAUUUGGCCAAACAUGUGCCGAAGGCUCAUUUGAUGACCGAGACGGAGUGGCGCAACCUGGGCGUGCAGCAGAGCCCCGGCUGGGUGCACUACAUGGUCCACGCUCCGGAGCCUCAUGUGAUUCUAUUCCGACGCAAACGCAUUCCGGCGGAGGACGCUCCACAGGUGGCAGCCGCUAAUGCGGCUCAGGCCAUCGCGAAUCUCUGCGGUUAGGCGGAGGAUGCCAUGCCGCCAAGGAACGCUCUUCCAAGGACGCACUCGUCAAUGCUCACGCAGUAUUUCAUAAGUUAGCAUCAGACAGCCUGAUGUAAAAUUAGAAACCAUAGCUUUAGUGUUCAGCUGGCAAGUUCAAAGACACGAAACGAACUGAAGACAUCGUUUCUGUUAAUUUCAUUAUGUUUAUUUACCUAAAAUACAAAUCAAAGCGUACGCCCUGUGUACAGACAGUUUAAAA
This is a messenger RNA of Drosophila sechellia, 856 nucleotides long. It is a transcript of the gene Cks85A, whose product is annotated as Cyclin-dependent kinase subunit 85A. Lineage: Eukaryota; Metazoa; Arthropoda; Insecta; Diptera; Drosophilidae. Gene Ontology annotation, molecular function: cyclin-dependent protein serine/threonine kinase regulator activity. The coding region runs from base 283 to 615 and encodes 110 amino acids. The record is from RefSeq and is a predicted model, not a curated record. The transcript has 3 exons.